Mucor velutinosus is the source of this 750-nucleotide messenger RNA. RefSeq lists its product as uncharacterized. The transcript has 6 exons. The coding region runs from base 1 to 750 and encodes 249 amino acids. The record is from RefSeq and is a predicted model, not a curated record. Lineage: Eukaryota; Fungi; Mucoromycota; Mucoromycetes; Mucorales; Mucoraceae.
AUGAACCGAGACACAUUCAAUGCACAGCCUCAGCAAAACUAUGCAGCAGACGGCUAUCAGCAAUCGGGUUAUUACAACAACAACCAACAGCAGGACAAUUCAUCAGCAGUAGACGACUAUCACAAGAGCAAUGAGAACACCAUUUACAAGUCGAUAGGACUGGACGAGCGUGAAAAGAGGACUUACGAACUUGUUGUAUGUCAACAGCCCCUUCAUGCUCGCAUGUGUGGAUUCGGCGAGAAAGAUCGAAGACCCAUUGAUCCGCCACCCAUUGUUCAGCUGAUCGUCAAACAGCAAGGACAAGACUCUCCCAUUGAUGUUCAAAUGCUCCAGAUACCUUUUUUUGUACUUCAUGUGACCUUGUGGUCCGACGACCGUUCAGAAGAGCGCAAUAUCAUUUCCAAUCCACCAAAAUGCACUCGAGUCCUGAUGGGAUCGCUUGUCAGCUCGCCCAGUUUGCUAAAGAACCCAGAGGGAGAACAGGGCUUGUAUUUUGCAUUUCCUGACCUCAGUAUCCGCACGGAAGGACGCUAUACAUUGCGUUUCAGUUUGAUGAAGUUGGUCAAUUCCGAUUUCCAAGAGAAUGCGAAAUCAAAGAUUGUUGCGCAAGUGUUUUCUGACCCAUUUACCGUGUAUUCUGCAAAGAAGUUUCCUGGAAUGACAGAAUCUACAGAACUAUCAAAGGCAUUUGCUAAGCAGGGCCUAAAGAUCCCUAUUCGCAAUGAUGUGCGCGCAAGGAAGGCAGACUAA